AUGAUAACAGCAGCAGCAGAAACUGAGGAAGGAGCGGUACCGGAAGAGCCCCUGUCGGGUAACGAGCCAUUGGAGGCAACAACACUCAAUGCUGAAGUUGAUGAUGAUGACGACGAUACCCUCACUUUGAAGGAGAUACGAUGCAGAAGGUUCUCUCAUAAAGUGGCUUCGUUGUUGUCAUCCUCUGGUGCUGUGGGUGACGGCAAUGCGAUCAAUCCUAAGACGGGUACGACCGGUCUGCCGCCAUUUUUACGUUCCUAUGGCAGCACGUCCAAGCGCGAGGAACGACUCAUGCACUUCCUUGAAGAAUUUGAGAUUAAAUUUCGGCAGACGUACGGAGGGGAAAGGAAACUUUAUUUAUGCCCUUCGAAUGAAAUUGGAGUUCCGAAGUUUCUGCCAACGACGAUUCGACCAUUCAAAUUGGCCUAUCCAGAAUUAUACGACGCUGGAGCCUGCGCUAAGUUCCUGGCAGAUCAUAUAGUCUAUGAAGAGUUGAAGGAUCCUGGAGAGUUCCCUGCGGUCGUUUGCUCUCCUUCCACGACUUUGUUCUAUCAAGCUGGAGAUGCAUUUGAUAUCAGUGUGGUGCAAAGAAAAGGAGGAGGAAGUUCAGGGGUAGUUGAAGAAGAAAAAAUGAUAAAAAAGUAUGUGGAUUUGUUGGAUUUGAGACAACUCGCCACUGAGGAGGUGGAAGAGGACAUUUCAGAGUCUCUUGAAAUGCAUCAUCGUGGAAGUAUUGAUGAGAAUCGAAAUGAAUCGGCGGAAUCGGCAGAGAAGACUAUUGGUGAAGAUUUCUCGUUGGGGAAGAAGUUUAUAAUUGAAAGCGAAUUUGUGAAGGGAGAGGAGAAUAGAGAGGCCCUCCUUGAGGAAAGGGCGGCGUAUGAGGCAGAGAGGAGCGAUUCGGACGAUGAACUAACGGAAGAUGAGGAGGAAAUGGACGCUAUCGCGGCUACAGCAGCGAAUAUUAAGGAACUCGGGAAUGCAGCUGCUGGCCAGGGCGAAGAAGCUCAGCCUUCUAAGUUCAUAGGUAGGAGAUCGUCGGUAGAAGAGCACAUUGUUGGGUUAUGGUACGGAAAGGAGCGCGAGGUGUGGUAUGUGAUAUGUUUAUUGAGCCCUCCACGGGGAUGGUGUUCUCUACUAAAACGGAACCAACCAGUGUUGCAACCCUCGCGAGGUGACAGUAGAAGGGCCCAAGAAGAAGUGGAGAUGAAUGCUAAUACAAUUCCUCUGGAGCACCUCAUCGGAGUAUACGACAUUUCAAGGCCACUCACUGUGGACGAUUUGCCACCUAGUUGGACUAGUCCUGCAGUGAUAACAAGAGAACGAUAUGCUACACGAUUCUGUGAUAAAGGAGUUAAAAUAGAGAAAUACUUGAAAGCGACUUUGGAGGAAUUCUCAGUGGGUUCACAGCCUGAUGGUAUGGUGCAAAGGGUGACUCGAUUUAAGGAUAUACGAAUGCGGAUACCAGUGAUGAUAACGGAGAUAUUCAAACAACGAAAAGAUUCCUUGCAAACGCGAAUAAAGUAUCUGGGUGACGCUGCAAUUCGCGAGGAAUUCGAUCAUGGACGUUCGAGUGCACUAAAAGUUUUGGUCGACAUAGAUGAGCGCGUGAGAAUUAUGGAGUACUAUCACGAGGGAAGGGCAGAUAGAUUGGAACGAACUGUUGAGAAAAUUGGGGAAAAAAUUAAAGAGUAUUUCAUCGAUCGCGAUGAUAUGUUGGAGUAUCACUCAGUGAAAUUAGACCGUGAACUGAUGGGAAGUGUGGUGGGCAGAAGUCUACCGAGUUUGCCGAUUGGUGAGUACGUUAAUGGUAAGAUUGUGUUUCACCUCCCUAAGAAGUGUAUUCGCAUUACUUAUCACCGUCCGGAAGGACGGCUGAUGGGCCAACAGUUGACUUUUUAUAAAACCCCUGACGGGCAAUCUCUGACAUUGGAUAAGCUCAGCCGAAUUGGAGCAGGGGAUGAUAUCAAACUGCCGACACCUAUGCAGUUGUUGCAAUUAUUGAAACUCGAGAAAACGGCUAAGCAUAGCUUCAUUGAGACUACUAAUCAAAUUACUUCUGAGAUGGUAUUACGUCGUAAAGAGGAAAACAAAGUGAAGAAUGUGAGAUUAAUGAGUCAAAAUGAAGGAGUUCAGAAAGCGAGUGCAGCUGCGGCGAUAGCAGAUUUUGCUGGUCCACCCGUUGAUGUUGGAAAAAGUGCUCAUAACAAGGGAGGAGAUACUGUGGCUUCUCAGCGAAAUUUGGUGCUGAUGAAAAACGUAUACGAUUACGCCAGAGGAGCUUUGGCUGAAGUCACGCCGCUGGAAGAUGGUUCGGAGGAAUAUGGGGAGGAUAGUGCGACGAAAAUAGCUGAGAAAAAAAUGGACAUUUUGAUGCCGUAUUUGGCAGAGUUCCGUGGAGAACAGCUAGAUGCACUCCAGGCGGAAUUUGUUGUUAAGAAGUGUAAAAGUGACUUCCGCAAGAGGCUCCUGGAUAGGGCGGCGGUUAUUCAGAAAAGGUUAGAAGAGGAACAAGAGGCAUUGAAAAAACGGCGUGCUCAAAUUCAACGUCGCGGUGGUCCUGAAAUCCAGCAAGGGAGAGCUGAAUCUGAUUUCGAACAGUACCAAACUUUGGCUAUGUUCCGGAUUCAAAUUUUGGAGCAACGGCUGGCCCGACAUGAAAUACAAGCUAUUAAGAAAUUCACUGAGUUGGAAGAGGCACUUCUGACUGAUCCGAGAUUGCAAGCGAUGUGGGAAAAAGAAUCGUCGGGCUUUGGCGACGUGGAUGAGGACGAAGAGGAAGAGUUGUGUGGAUCCUCUCAUGCUGAGGGUAAGUGA
Messenger RNA from Perkinsus marinus ATCC 50983, 2814 nucleotides. RefSeq lists its product as hypothetical. The transcript is spliced from 29 exons. Lineage: Eukaryota; Perkinsozoa; Perkinsida; Perkinsidae. The record is from RefSeq and is a predicted model, not a curated record. Bases 1 to 2814 code for a protein of 937 amino acids. Gene Ontology annotation, biological process: cell motility. Gene Ontology annotation, cellular component: motile cilium.